Molecule: messenger RNA, 1020 nt
Organism: Emys orbicularis (European pond turtle)
Lineage: Eukaryota; Metazoa; Chordata; Testudines; Emydidae
Product: deleted in malignant brain tumors 1 protein-like
Exons: 5
Coding region: 1-1020 (339 amino acids)
Biological process (GO): zymogen activation
Cellular component (GO): plasma membrane
Molecular function (GO): serine-type endopeptidase activity
Source: RefSeq, a predicted model, not a curated record
AUGACAGGAUUCCCCAUGGCAGAACUGGUUCAGCUCCGACUGGUGAAUGGCCCGAGUCGCUGCGCUGGGAGGGUCGAGGUGCUUCACAACCAGCAGUGGGGAACCAUGUGUGAUGACAACUGGGAUUUAACUGAGGCCAGAGUCGUGUGCAAGCAGCUGGGCUGUGGGACGGCGUUAGCAGCCCCAGGCAGGGCUAACUUUGGGCGAGGAUCAGACCGCAUCUGGCUGGAUGACGUAAACUGCACAGGGAGAGAAGCUGCCUUUUCCGAUUGCAGAGCUCUGCCUUGGGGACACAAUAACUGUGAUCACGGAGAAGAUGCCGGUGUUGUGUGCUCAGAACUGGCUCAGCUCCGACUGGUGAACGGCCCGAGUCGCUGCGCUGGGAGGGUCGAGGUGCUUCACGAUCAGUUGUGGGGAACCGUGUGUGAUGACAGCUGGGACAUAACUGAUGCUGGAGUCGUGUGCAGGCAGCUGGGCUGUGGGACGGCGUUAGCAGCCCCAGGCGUGGCUAACUUUGGGCGAGGAUCAGACCGUAUCUGGCUGGAUGACGUCAAGUGCAACGGGACAGAAACUGCCCUCUCCAAUUGCAGAGCUCUGCCUUGGGGACACAAUAACUGUAACCACGGAGAAGAUGCCGGUGUUGUGUGCUCAGAACUGGCUCAGCUCCGACUGGUGAAUGGCCCGAGUCGCUGCGCUGGGAGGGUUCAAGUGCUUCACGAGCAGUUGUGGGGAACCGUGUGUGAUGACAGCUGGGACAUAACUGAUGCUGGAGUCGUGUGCAGGCAGCUGGGCUGUGGGACGGCGUUAUCAGCCCCAGGCAGGGCUAACUUUGGGCGAGGAUCAGACCGUAUCUGGCUGGAUGACGUCAAGUGCGACGGGACAGAAACUGCCCUCUCCAAUUGCAGAGCUCUGCCUUGGGGACACAAUAACUGUGAUCACGGAGAAGAUGCCGGUGUUGUGUGCUCAGGUACAGACCAUUGUCUCUUCCAGAGGAGGUCUCUCUUCGGAGACUUGUGCUGA